Molecule: messenger RNA, 629 nt
Organism: Staurois parvus
Lineage: Eukaryota; Metazoa; Chordata; Amphibia; Anura; Ranidae
Source: the annotation of a GenBank genome assembly
GGGGCUUCGCGGCUCAGUAUAGCCGGAGCAGCCGGUGUGGACGAGUCCCAGAUUUGGGUGUUGACUCUUAAAAAAAAUGGCUCCCCCAAAAGUCCACUGGCUUCUACCAAUUGUUUUGGUCUCCUUCGUCACGUGUGUUCUUGCCAGAAGAGGACAAGAUGUACGUUGUGGAGCUUGCCGGGCUCUCGUUGAUGAAACAGAGUGGGAAAUCUCUCAAGUGAAUCCAAAGAGGACAAUUCAGAAAGGAUCUUUUCGAAUAAAUCCAGAUGGGUCCCAGUCGGUAAUAGAAGUACCUUAUGCCAGAUCAGAAACUCAUCUUACUGAGCUACUGGAGCAUGUGUGUGAAAAGAUGACAGAGUAUGGUGAGAAGACAGACCCAGAAACACACCGCAAAACCUACGUGCGAGUCCUUUCUCGGGAUGGCAAAAAGUUAGAUGCAUCUGCAACAAACAUUGAUAAAAAAGUAAUCGACAACUUGAAGUCCACAUGUGAACACAUUGUUGAAGUACAUGAAGAUGAAACUGUUUGAAUUCUUCUCUCGUGAAACAGAAAAUGUAAAGGACAAACUGUGCAGUAAACGUACAGACCUCUGCGACCACGCUAUACAUAUAACCCAUGAUGAACUUUGA